AUUAAAUCUGAUAUGUAAAAUAGGCAGUGUCAUGGUCACUUAUCUGUAGUCAGCUGUUUUUCUGAAGUUUCCGGUUGUUAUCAAGCAGUGAAUGUAAAGUGUAAAGUCAUAAGCAUAAGGUGUUCAAGAAACGAACACGUAAUAGCCGAUAGGAAAUAAAUUUUCAUAAUAUUUCUGAUUUUCUGCCAUUGCCACAGAAAAACAAACCGUGAAAAUGAAGAAAGUAGUGAUUUUUGGAGCUACGGGAAAUACCGGCUUAUGCGCUUUGGAGCACGCAGUUGGAAAAGGCUUGGACGUGAGAGUUUUUGUCAGGGAUGAGGCAAAAAUCCCAGAAAAUUUGAAAGCAAAAGUGGAGUCAAUUGUGGGGGACGUUACAAAUCCGGAAGAAGUUGCAAAAGCAAUUGCAGGCAGAGAAGGAGUUGUAGUUGUCCUUGGCACUCGCAAUGAUUUGAAACCAACGACUGUUCUUUCUGAGGGAAUGAAAAAUAUUGUGCACGCUAUGAAAAAACACAAUGUCGAAUUGGUUUCAGUCUGUCUAUCUGCCUUUCUUUUUUAUAAACCCGGAACCGUUCCUGCAAUUUUCAAAGAUUUGAAUGAAGAUCAUCAGAGGCAAUUGGAUAUUGUGAAGGAAAGUGGAUUAAAAUGGGUCGCUAUUUUGCCUCCUCACAUUGCAGAUUCUCCAAGUUCAAACUACACAAUAAAGUAUGACGAGUCCCCUGGUCGUGCCAUUUCCAAAUACGAUUUGGGGGCCUUCUUAGUCGACAGUCUCGACCAACCAGAAAAUUAUCAAAAAGUUUGUGGUAUUGCUACCACCCCAUAAUUUUUUUUCUCGGUAAAAAAUGGAAAUAAAUUAUUAGCAUAAGCCACAUUUUUAAUAAUUAUCAUAAAUGUUUGC
Molecule: messenger RNA, 895 nt
Organism: Belonocnema kinseyi
Lineage: Eukaryota; Metazoa; Arthropoda; Insecta; Hymenoptera; Cynipidae
Product: flavin reductase (NADPH)
Exons: 5
Coding region: 215-820 (201 amino acids)
Source: RefSeq, a predicted model, not a curated record